Molecule: messenger RNA, 1185 nt
Organism: Ceraceosorus bombacis
Lineage: Eukaryota; Fungi; Basidiomycota; Exobasidiomycetes; Ceraceosorales; Ceraceosoraceae
Source: the annotation of a GenBank genome assembly
AUGCUGCGUCGACAAGCACGGGAGCGUCGAGAGUACAUGUACCUCAAAGCCUCCGAAGCGCGCGAAAGGCAAAUCUUUGAGCGCAAACAAAAGAUUCGACAAUUGAUUGCAGAGGGCAAGAGCAUUCCUAAAGAGUUGAUGGAUGGCUUGCAAGGUGGUGAUGAUGCGAGGAACGGGUUUGGUGGCAUGGGUGCUGGGGCAGCGUUGAAGGUGGAUGAGGCUCAGGCUGGUGAGUGGGGAGCGGGAGUGGGAGUGGGAGUGGGAGUGGGGGUCCGGUGAAUGGGGGAGUGGAUGACAACGCUUGACUGACUGAUUGGCAUUGCUCACGUUUGCGCUGCGCUCAUGUUGUCGCUGUCACGCGGAACGACAGACGUGAUGACGUCGUUGGACUCGGAGUACGCUCGAGCAGGAACGUACGAUCCCAAGAUCCUCAUCACCACCUCUCGCAAUCCCUCUUCGCGUCUCUCGCAAUUCGCCAAAGAGAUUCGAUUAUGCUUGCCCAACAGCACGCGCAUCAAUCGAGGAGGCUAUACGGUCGGUGAAUUGGCAGCUGCUGCUAGAUCCAACGCAAUGACGGACAUGAUUGUGCUGCACGAACAUAGAGGCCUGCCCGAUGCCAUGGUCGUCAGCCACUUUCCGCACGGUCCAACGCUGCUCUUCACCCUGUCGGGCGUGGUGCUGAGACACGAAGUUAGCGCUCAUGCUCAGAGCACAGUCAGCGAACAAUAUCCUCACCUCGUAUUCGAAGGUUUCAACUCCAAACUGGGAAGCAGAGUCAUGGAUGCUCUCAGAUUCCUCUUUCCCGUACCCAAAGAGGAUUCAAAGAGGCUCAUGACUUUUGCAAAUCAAGGAGAUUACAUCAGUUUCAGGUGAGUCCUAUCGCCUGCUCCAUUCGAAUUCAUUGGCUCCAUCGAAUAUCUUCAUUGUCGCCCGCUCAUACCACACCUCACUUACUGACUGAUCCCUGCUGCCCCGACCCACAAUUUUCUUGCCGCUCCGCCACUCAAAAGACAUCACGUCUUUGUUAAAACGUCCCACAGAGAGGUUCAACUGGCAGAAGUGGGUCCAAGGUUCGAAAUGCGUCCCUACGAGAUCAGACAGGGAACGGUGGAACAGACGGACGCAGAUGUAGAGUGGGUCUUGAGACCAUUCAUGAAUUCCGGCAGGAAGCGCAACCAGCUUUGA